UUUUUUGUACGAAAUCUGAGGAAGAAUUUAUUUACAGUUUGACAAACAACUGAGAACUUUGGAGAACUUUAACUUAAAGGGAAAUUACCUCAUUCAAAACCAGGACACGAUAAAGAAAUGCACCAGCAGACUUAAGUUGGAUUUCGGUGUCUCCUGGUGGUUUUUCCAGGGAGGGCCUUCAGGAUGGUGAUGUCCCAGGGCACGUACACGUUCCUGGCUUGUUUUGCAGGGUUCUGGCUCAUCUGGGCGGCCGUGGUCCUCUUCUGCUGCUUCUGUAGUUUCCUCCAAAGACGGUUAAAGAAACACAGAGAGGAGAGACUGAGGGAGGCGGAGUCCGUGUCCUGCCACGCCCCUGGACACGCCGGCUCCAACGCCCCGCCCGCCGCACCUCCCGCCGCUCACCCCAGGGAAAACACACAGCUCGGCUCUUCCCAGCUCUGCCCCCUGCAGGCUGUGAGCAGUACUACACCGCUACAGAUCCCACACCCACUGCCUCAGGCCAACUGGGUCACCAUGCCACCAGACUCAGACGUGUUUGGGAAACCUCCGUGUUACGAAGAGGCUGUUCUGAUGGAAGACCCUCCUCCUCCGUACAGCGAAGUGUUAGCUGACCCCCGGGGCGGGACUUAUCUCAAACCAGGUGUCCUCCGCCCCGCCCCCUUCUACGCCCCGCCCCCUGCCACGCCCCCCUGCGCUCCGCCGACCGUCUUCUCCGAGCGCGGCUACUCCUCCCUGAUCCGGCUGCCCUCCUCGCAGCGCUGGGACUCUUUGGGGCACCUUUUAUCCAACAUGGACCUGAACCACAACCACCUGACGCCCCCCAGUGUCCGCUCUCUGCACAGCACUGCGGGCGCGAUGGCGACGAUGCCCAGGAGGGACCCACGGACGCCCCACGAGCUCAGACUGCAGGCCGGGUACAACUCUUUGCAAGGACGGAGCAGCCAGAGGAGCCACCGGACGCUCCACAGGGUCAGGGGCCUCGAGCAGAACUGCGGCCUGCCCACGGUGCUCCCUCUGCUGGGGAGGAGCACCGCCGUGUAGCCCCCCGACCUGGAGCACCCGGAACAUGACUGGA
This is a messenger RNA of Boleophthalmus pectinirostris (great blue-spotted mudskipper), 1075 nucleotides long. RefSeq names its product proline-rich protein 7. The transcript is spliced from 3 exons. Lineage: Eukaryota; Metazoa; Chordata; Actinopteri; Gobiiformes; Gobiidae. The coding region runs from base 184 to 1041 and encodes 285 amino acids. The record is from RefSeq and is a predicted model, not a curated record.